Molecule: messenger RNA, 507 nt
Organism: Microthlaspi erraticum
Lineage: Eukaryota; Viridiplantae; Streptophyta; Magnoliopsida; Brassicales; Brassicaceae
Source: the annotation of a GenBank genome assembly
AUGGACAAUCACUUAGAUGAAAAGAUCACAAGUCUUGAUAACAACCUCGAUGGCACCACCAAGAGUCUCAAUUCAAUCACAGCAGUAGCUCAUCAAGCAAAGAAGGAGGUGGUCGAAGUAAGCCUAAAGGAGAGGCAAUGUUACUCAAUAAUGCUCACAUUGGUGGAAGGGCAAAAACAAGUGAAGGUGAUGAUCCAAGACUUUCACAUAUCUUUAGACAAGAGAUGCCAAGAUGUCCAGAGGAGAACUAAAGGAGCUGAAGACAAGGCUGAAGGAGUCUCCAAGGAAGUCAAAGAUCUAAGCAAUCACUUAGCUAUACUGGAGGAGAAGGUCUUAACCGAGGCAAAGACAGCCGGCUCAAGGCACAACAAUGCCUCGGCCGUUUUUGUUGUAAGAGAGACCGAUCCAAGAGUGACUUGGGAUGAAGGUGAAAGUAGAGCACGACCAAGAAAGGGCCCUGAAGCUGACAAGUAUAGGCGGGCUUGUACCAGAAGAUACCAUCUUUGA